Malurus melanocephalus (red-backed fairy wren) is the source of this 14854-nucleotide messenger RNA. It is a transcript of the gene TRAF3, whose product is annotated as TNF receptor associated factor 3. Lineage: Eukaryota; Metazoa; Chordata; Aves; Passeriformes; Maluridae. The coding region runs from base 6016 to 7719 and encodes 567 amino acids. The transcript is spliced from 15 exons. Gene Ontology annotation, cellular component: plasma membrane signaling receptor complex. Gene Ontology annotation, biological process: positive regulation of JNK cascade; regulation of defense response to virus; regulation of cytokine production. The record is from RefSeq and is a predicted model, not a curated record. Gene Ontology annotation, molecular function: zinc ion binding; tumor necrosis factor receptor binding.
CGGGCGGGAGAGGAAGUGCGGGGCGGGGGGAGACGGCGCACAGCGGUCGGGACUUUCCGCCGGGCUGGCGGUCGCCUUCUCCCGGCUCCAGCUGCCGCCCGCCGCCCCGCUCCCCGCACACGCUCGCAGGCAGGGGCCGAGCGCGCUGCACCCGCAGCCCGUGCCGGGACCUCGGCGGCGGCCGGUGCCCGGGGAUAGAUCAGCCUGCGGUGGGGCGGCGCGGACUCUCCUGCCCGGACGCACUCGCACUCCAGGGCUUUGCAGAUUAACCUAAGACUGACUCAUAAUCUGAGAACUGCAGUGGCUUGUAAAAUAGGAAGCAGGAAAGCCUAAGUGCUUAGGCUUUAACUGAAUCAAGACCAGCUCUCAGCAGUGGGAAACAAUAUAUUAAUCUGUCGGAAGCACAGACUGCAGUCUUGUGUGUCACUGGGGUUUGUGUUGGGAAUUUUUUUCAUGUAAACAGGUAGGUAGGAACAAUUCUUCUGCUGUGUAUGUUUUUAAUAUAUACAUUGAGAAACCUCAUGACAGUUGUGUGAGUUGGGGUUUUUUGUUGGUGGGGUUUUUGGGUUUUGGUUUUUUUUGGGUUUUUUUAGUGUUAGUAUCAUUGCAUGACACUGUAAAGUACCUUAUUCUCCUUUGUGUUUUCACAUCUUUAAGUUUAUGGUAUUAAUUUUACAAAUCAUCUUCAGUGCCUGGGUUUGGUUUAGUUAUGAAUGAGGGUGACACCUCAAAAGUCAAAACAAGUUUCACUCUCAUUUCUAUAAAUAAACCUGCUUUACAGCCUUGUUCUGUCUUGUUGUGUGUCUUGCACACAAUCAGAAUGGACUGUUUGGCAAGUUCUUCUGCAUUCUGCCUGAUGGACUUAAGUUGCAUGAUAGUAUAUGGAGGCUUGGGGUUUUUUUGUUUCAUCAGUUGUAUUUGCAAGGAAGGUAAGCAAAUUAUUGUCUCUAUUUCACAAAAAAUCUUUCCCUCAGAUGUUUGAUUUCAAAUAGAUUUAAAAUCUGAUUAGAACUCAUAGAUGAUAACCAGCUUCCUCAGUCAGCCACAGCCUAAUUUGAAAAACUACAUUAUACCUUGGUUACAAGAGCAGAAAAUGUCCUUAAUCUUUCAGAGCAGUACUUUAAAUAUGCUUGGGGUUGUGCUUUCCUUCCUUGUUCCACUCUACUUUUUCUGGAGUUUGAAAAGAAAUUAUGCUUCUAAAAAAAAAAGUUAGUCCUGUUUGCCUUCAGUUUAGGCUUUAAAUUAGGAAUGGAUAAAAGAAGUGAAACAUGCUCCUUUCAACUUCUUGAUGUGGACGUAGAAAAUUCAUCAGUCCUUCAGGUGAGUGAUGGGGUUGUCUUUGGAGAGGAGCAGCAGGUGAUGCUCUGGGACUACUCUGGCUUUUUCCUUGGGACAGGUACAGCUGUUUAAAGCUGGAAGGUGGAGAGGCUCUUUUGAAAUCCUCUGUGGAAAGGGAUAAAAUUUAAAUUUUUUGCUACACUAUUACUAAACCAUAUGUUAAGCACUGUGACUAAGAACUUGUUGUCGGUAAUUAUGUAAUUAAUGAUGCCGUUUAUAUACAGAAGUUCAUGUUCUUGCAAUAAGUUCUUUUUGUGGGUUCACAUAACAGUUAGCAAGUCCUUUUUAGGUUGUGAUCUAGAAGUUGCAUCUGAAGAGUGCAGGAAAAGGAAGUAGUCUGCUGGAAUAAUUGGACACUCUUUUGGCCUUUUGUCUUUCUUUUUUACCCUCCCACACCGGACUGUGAACAAUUYAUGAAGCAGACUUACUGUCUUUCUGUAAAGUUUUUUUUUUUCUCUUGGCCACAUCUUCUAAGUUGGUGCUAGGUGUUUGGUGCUGUUUUCCUUAGAAAUGUUGUGYGCCUUUUGCUGGUGUGCGAAUGCCAACCAGAAAGCAGCUCGGCUGCACRUGGCUGUCUGGAAGUAAUUUUCACUGUCCUGAAGCAAAACAGGUUAAAUGUUAAGGUGCUAGUCUUGGACUAACUGCAGAAACAAACAAACAAAAAAAAAUAAAGAUCUUACUUUACUCCUUAUGUAGAGUUUUUAGGGGAAAGGGAUAUUUUUGGUCCUUCUCCUCCCCAACUUCACCAAGAUAUAAUUGUUUUUGUGUUCCUUAUUUCUAGUUAUUUUUUUCACUUUUGACAGUUCCCAGCUUAAGACUGGAGUCCUAUUAUACAAGGUAAUACAUGUGAAGAGAUGGGAGCUUGGUAGGUGCCCAGGUAAGAUCAGAGAAAGCAAAUCUAUUCCUUCACAAAGGAGAGUAGAAAUAUAUAGAAGUGCUCUAAGUCACGCAGAAAGUUUCUGAUAGCUUUUCUGAUAUUUUUUUUUUCUGUUUCAAAGCUAACAGGCCUCUCUUUCCUCUUUUCAAAUUUGUGAUCAUGUUUUUAAAAUGUUGCAUGUCAUGUGGUCUGCAAACCAAGGAAGCUGAAGAAGACCUUUGGUGGUAAACUAUUUUCAGUAGAUAUAAAUUUAAAAUAAAACUUCGUUUGGGAGCCUAAACUGGGGUAUGUACUGUCCACUACAGGAUUUUCAGUGUUAACUAAGCCAUGUUAGAUAAAAAAUGGUAAAAUUGCUGKUUUGGUGCAUGGACACUCAGAAGUAAGAGUAAGCAAAGGACUUGUGCACAGSUUUGAAAAAUUGAUCUUCCCCCCAUCUGUUGGUGGGGGAGUGGGCAAUAGUUAUGUUCACUGUAUCUGAGUCUGCACCUAUGCCCAUUAUUUUACAGGAAAGGAAAACUUUAAAAGAUGCCCCUAAAACCAGCCAGGCUUUGCACUGCUUUGAGCCACCCCCUAUAAAAGAUGCAUCUCCCUCUAACCUCUCCCAUUUUCUCUCUGCUUCUCCCCACCUCAAAUGCUCUGACUGCUCCUGYCCCCUCCCGGGGCUGCAGAAGGUGCUGGAGGGCUGGGGAGGUUUCUGAGCUUUCUGUGGCAUUGCCAGGGUGUGUUCAGCCCUGCCUGAUGCUCCAGUGAGGCUGAGCUGGAGGAGGCUGGCAGGAUGCUCCCCAGAGGAAAACCUGCACCUCCAGGAGUAAUAGAUUGCUGAGGGUAGGCAGCUGCAUGAGCUAAAAGAUCUGGCCUUGAGCCUGGUUCUGCAGAGGGAAGGAGGGGUGGGAAGCAGUGGUGAUCCUGUUGUUUGGGAUGAGCUGGGCUGGUUGGUGCUGAGGGCUCCUUGUUGCUCCCUGUGCUGUUAAACGCAGCUAUGGAGAGUGCAGGGGGAUGGAGUUAAUUCAGAUUGUAAGUUAAGACUUCUAGUGUCCAGAGACGCAAUGGGCAUCAAGUGAGAAGAAAAAAAGGAUAAAAUUCCAUUUGAAUUCACAGAAAGYUUUUGACUGGGGGUGUUGCUCAAACACUGCAACAGGCUACCCAGAGAAGUGGCAGAGUCACUCUCUGUAAAUAUUUAAAAYGGAUGGGAGGCUGUGCUGGGCAGCUCUGCCUAACCCUGCCCAGGCAGAGGGUGCUGAGCUGGGCAGGCUCCAGAUGUUCCUUCCAACCACAGCCCUUCUAUGAAAGCUUCUUUAAUAUUUGGAUGUAUUCUUUUGCUGCUGUUGUGGAACACUUGGGGAAUAAUUACAAAUGCCCCUGCUGGGCACUUAUCUCACAAAUGCUGCUGUUGUGUAAUCACGGCAGUUUUAAUUGUAUAGGGAAAGCGUCCAAGUGCUAAGUAGUUAAUUGACUAAACUCCCCGAUUUAAGCAGCAAAAGCAAAAAAAGAACCAAAAAUACCAGUAUCUCCCCCUUCCCCGAACUUAGAAAAUACAAGAACACCCUAAACCUUAAAAGACUUUUAAUACCUUAAAAUAUUAUGAGAAUAAAAGGUAUCUUUAUUAUUACAAAAUUGUGUCUCCCCCCCCCCCCCACUUUCCCCUAGUUUUCCACAAAGUAGUCCCCCCAAAUUAUCCUGUAUAAAAUAAAGUAAAAGGCAGGCAGGAGCAUGAGAGGAGGAACAGCAGGGAGAAUCCUAAGAGAUCCAAACAACUCUACAGUUUGUGCCUUUCAGCCCAUGGCUAGGAUGGCAUGAGAUGAUUUGAAGGAACUCUUCCUGUAGCUGUGUUUCUUUCCCGGGCUAUUUCAGCCCUCCACUGAUUGCAUUUUGCACAGCACUCAGAAAGACUGCAGUGCAGUAGUUGGCAAGGAGGGAAUUACUAGGAGGGAAAAUCAAGCUAUGGUGGCUCCYCUUGGCGUGUGGUGUUGCUGAGAUCUGCAUUUUGGAGCAGGUAAUGAACGGCUGCCUUUGGGUUCCCAAUUCCAAAGUCUGGAAGCUUGUAGAUAAAAGGAUGUGGAAAAGUUUCCAUUAAAUGUCCUGAGAGUGUGCAUGGCAUGCUGGACAGCCACUAAGCUUAUUGAUGCAGUGGUUUGGACUUUUUCCCUGAUAUAAAACACCUGCAGUUUCUGCCUAAAACUUUGUUUUUAAUCCUCUGUGCUCAGAGUGUGGAGAAUAAGGUAAGGUACUUUUUGUUGCCUAACAUAUAAAGGAUAAUGGAAAUAAUUUCUGUAUGUUUUAGCAUGCAACAAUAACUGUGCUUGUUGGAAAGUAAAAGUUUUGAUUGCCUUUUUUAUUGCUUGCAAUUCAUUGAAAUUCUUUGUAAUAAUUUCUCUGAAUUAGCUAGUAUAGUCAAGUUGAGAAACAGUUAUGUGUACUUCAUUAGUAUUAAAAUACUUUUUUUUUGUAGUCAAUUUUCAUUUUGGUUUUCCAAUAUAGUAUGGAAUUAUUUUCAAGAAUAGUUUUCUCAAAAUGUUCCUCUCCUUAUGUUCGUCUUAAGUACUAAAUCCCCAAACCUUUCUGUCUUACCAAUAUCUUUGGAUUUUUUUUCCAUGCCAGAUUUUUAAGGGUAUGGCACUGUCAUAAUGCUGCUGUUCAGCUGUGGAGUGCACUUGUUCAGUAAGAAUGGAACUUUGGAGGCGCCUCAAUUCUCUGGUUUGGAUGGGGUUGGUUGGUGUCUUGGGAGGGAGAGGCUGAAAGUGCAAAACUCCCUGCACUAAAUUUGGAUUUAUACCGAAGAAUGCGAAGGAACGGUGGCCAGGGUCAUUGAUAUAAUCGGUGUCUGAACUCAGGAUGAAAGCUAAGAGUUGUAGAACUUCAGUUUUUUGCUAAGUUAAUAUGUAAAUGCUUAGUACAGAAAUUUGUACUACUUUUGUGACAUCUGUAGGUAUUAUAGGCUGACUUGUGAUUUAUAUACUGCUUUGAUGGGGAAAGUGUGCAGCUGCAGAUCUUUUUGUAUGAGUAAGCAUUUAUUSCUGGAGUUUUCUAUAAAUCUCAGUGCUGGGCUGUUUUUCCAGGUACUGUUUUUCUGGAAUCAGCCAGAUGAGGCUUUCCAUAGCCUGUGUGUGCAUUUUGCCGGAAUCUGUAACCACUCAUUAGCAUGUUACUUAUUGUGAUUAUGGUCCAAAGUAGCAUUGCUGGUACUUUGGUAGUAGYAGUAGCCUUUCCUUUCCAUUUCCUGAGGACCAAAGGUGAAUUGUAGCGCGUGACRMUAAGAUAAAAAAAUCAGAAUGCCAYAAGAAAAGGACUCAUUUAUAGCUGUGGCAGUUUGUGGCAUUUCUCCUGACUGCCUAGAUGUUAUCUUGGCCUGGUGUUACAAAGUCCCACACUUCAGCUGUGGCCGUGGGAGUGACAGCCCAGCGCGCUGGGAGUCAGGUAAGCAUUCCUGUGACGCUCUGCCCUUCCSUAGGGAGCUCUGUGGGAUUGCUGAGGCUGCCCCAUCCCCUCAGCCCCGUGUGUGUGCGGGAUGCCAGCUGGGAUCGCGCUGCCGAGCCGGGUGCCCGGUGCCCRUCCCCUCAGUGCCACCCGGGAGCGUCGCGGCCCUGGCGCCACGGAAUAGCGCCCGGCUGGGCACGGCUCACCGCCACUGGGCUCCGGUCUAGGGCAAAGAAAGAAACCAGGCAGACUGUAGCAAAGCUCCCUUUAUUGGCAAGAGUAAAGAGAACCCUAUCAGAGCAUUGAGAAAGCCUAUUCUUCUUUCUUCUCAAGCUGCGGAUCAAAUGAGAUUCAAAUAAAACGAAGGAAAUAAACUAUUUUAGAGCAUGGACACCAGUAAGAARUCAGAGCCUCCUUUAUCUGUAGAAAUGGUACAGCAAAGGGCCAAUCCUGACCGCGCUCCAUCAGCAUCCAUCUAUGUUCCUGAGCAAGGGGGCUACAAAGAGAAAUUUGUAAAUGCUGUGGAAGAUAAGUACAAAUGUGAAAAAUGUCACCUCAUCUUAUGCAAUCCCAAACAGACUGAAUGUGGACACAGAUUCUGUGAAACCUGCAUGAAUGCCUUGCUGAGUUCUUCUAGUCCAAAAUGUACAGCGUGUCAAGAAAGCAUAGUAAAAGAUAAGGUAUUUAAAGAUAAUUGUUGCAGGAGAGAACUGCUUGCCCUUGAAAUAUACUGCAGAAAUGAAAACAAGGGCUGUAAGGAACAGCUGUCUUUGGGUCAAUUACUGAUGCAUUUGAGAACUGAUUGUCAGUUUGAAGAACUCCCAUGUCCUCGUGCUGAUUGCAAAGAAAAAAUACUGAGAAAAGAUUUGCCAGACCAUGUAGAGAAAACCUGUAAAUACCGGGAGACAACCUGUAAAUACUGUAAAAGCCAAGUCCCAAUGAUUAUGUUGCAGAAACAUGAAGAUACAGAUUGCCCAUGUGUCAUGGUUUCRUGUCCUCAUAAAUGUAGUGUUAAAACACUCAUGAGGAGCGAGUUGAAUGCACAUUUGUCAGAAUGUAUUAAUGCCCCAAGUACCUGUAGUUUUAAGCGUUAUGGCUGCACUUUUCAGGGAACAAACCAACAAAUUAAAGCACAUGAAGCCAGCUCAGCAGUGCAACAUGUUAACUUAUUGAAAGAGUGGAGCAAUGCUCUAGAAAAUAAGGUGGCCUUGCUCCAGAAUGAAAGUUUGGAAAAGAACAAGAGUAUACAAACUUUACAUAAUCAGAUUUGUAGCUUUGAAAUAGAAAUUGAAAGACAGAAGGAAAUGCUGCGGAAUAAUGAAUCUAAAAUACUCCAUUUACAGCGAGUGAUAGACAGUCAAGCAGAGAAACUCAAAGAACUGGACAAAGAAAUCCGUCCCUUCCGACAGAACUGGGAGGAGGCUGACAGCAUGAAGAGCAGUGUGGAAUCCCUCCAGAACAGAGUGACUGAGCUGGAAAGUGUUGAUAAAACUGCAGGGCAAGGAGCUCGGAACACAAGCCUGCUGGAGACCCAGCUGAGCAGACACGAUCAGAUGCUGAGCGUUCACGACAUUCGGCUGGCUGACAUGGACCUCCGCUUCCAGGUCCUGGAAACCGCCAGUUACAACGGAGUGCUGAUUUGGAAAAUCCGAGAUUACAAACGUCGGAAGCAAGAAGCAGUCAUGGGGAAGACUCUGUCCCUGUACAGCCAGCCCUUUUAUACUGGAUACUUUGGCUACAAGAUGUGUGCCAGAGUUUACCUGAACGGAGAUGGCAUGGGAAAGGGGACGCACUUGUCUCUGUUUUUUGUCAUAAUGCGUGGAGAAUACGAUGCUUUGCUUCCUUGGCCCUUUAAACAGAAAGUGACUCUCAUGCUCAUGGAUCAGGGGCCAUCUCGACGCCACUUGGGAGAUGCUUUCAAGCCAGAUCCAAACAGCAGCAGUUUCAAGAAGCCUACUGGAGAAAUGAACAUUGCGUCCGGCUGUCCGGUCUUCGUGGCUCAAACUGUUCUAGAGAAUGGAACGUAUAUUAAAGAUGAUACUAUUUUUAUUAAAGUCAUAGUGGAUACAUCGGAUCUACCAGACCCCUGACAUACACUGGGGGAGGCGGAUUAAACAGAAGGCAACUCCGUUUGGGGGUUUUGUAUCAGUUUGUCUUCAAUCAGAGGUCCUAAAGCUCACAGAACCACCUUGUGGAACAGACGGAAGAGUUUGAAGGCAUAACUGCAUAGGGUCCAAUUGCGAAAGUAGCAACACAUUAAGAAAUCAUACCAUGGUAUAUUUUUUAAUAGAACUAGCAACACUUGAGCUCUGAAGAAUCACUUAUCCCUCAUGAGGAUAGUGAUUAUGGUCAGAGAGGAUUUUUUUUAACUUAUUAAUGAUCUAGUCAAUUGGAGGUUAAAAGACAUAUACAGUAUGUGCUGAAUCAAUUACUGACUUUUAUUUCUUUUAAGCUAGAAUACAAAAAAAAAAAAAACCCUUCACCCGUGGGCUAGCUGGAAAUUGUCAGCAUGUUAAAAGAAGAUGAAGUAAUGUUGCAAUUAUGAUAUUCUUUGAAAAACUGAGGUGCAAUCUUGUCUGAAAUAUGGUAUAUUGUCUUUUUAAGGCCUCAUCUGGUCUCUGUUUUAAUAAUUACUUUGUCAGAAGAUCUUGGAAAAGUAUCCAUGUCUUCUCAAAAGUAUCUGAAUCAAAAUCAUAUUUUUAUUUAAAGUUCUAUUGUUACAGAAAACAUUUUAUUUUAAAACUGUUGAUAGACUGAUAUUUCUUGGAAGAAAAAAUAGAAGAUAUCAAACACUGGUUAUCACUUGUGAUAGGAAAAAAAAACUAUUCAAUUCUGUUAUUUCUCUUUAGAAAUGUAAACCUACAAUAUAUGUCGUAGUUAAUGACACUAUUUCAAAAUUAAGGAAAAAUCACUCAUGGAUGCUGUGCAUCAUUAUCAGAUUUAUAAUUGUUUUCACCCUAAAAUAGGGCAUUUGUUGAACUUUGGAGUUCUAAACGGAAUCCUGUACAUUUUUUAAAGUUCUGCCCCAUGCUUUCCAAUCAAGCUAUAUAUGUUGCACAUUAUGCUGUCAGCAGUAUAUAGUAUUUUCAGUAUUGGGGAGGAGGAUUAGUGCUGAAAAAAGCCUCUAUGUUUGUUCUGUACUAGCAGCCAUUGCUUCAAGACAAACCAGCAAUGUCUUAAUACAGUGAUGGUGGCUUGCAUGCAUACAUGUGCCUUAGAUGUGCUGUGCUGCUUAUAAACCAUAGCUUUUUAUUCAGAUUAAUUCUGAUAUCUGAAAUGGUAGUUUAAUUGGACUUCAGGCAUAAUGUUUAGCCUUGUCUUCAGAGCCCUUAGGUACCUUGCAAUGUACAAAACAGAAGCCAAAGCCUGCUCCUUUGGCUUCUGCAGCUUCUGUGAUGUGGCCAUGGUGGAAUCCAUCCUAUUAAGGUGCCAAAACGUUAUGCUCAGUGCUCCUAUGGAGCUUGGACUAGACAGUCUCCAUGGCCACUGUGAAGGCAGGCGACAUUUUCCUCUGAUGCCUGUGGCUGUAAGGUGGCAUCACUUGAAACGAAUCCAUCUGAAAACUCUGGGGCUGUGAAUUUGGAUGCUCGUGGCAGCUUCUCAUAGCAGACAAGCAUCCUAAUGGGGAAUGCAUGGGCUUCUUUCUUGUAACAGCCUGAACUGUAGUGGAAAGCAUUUGCUAGCCCUGAAACAUGCUGAUUGCAACCUGCUGUGUUCAUCUGCUUCUAUUUAAUAGCCUGUGACAAGCAAGUCUAGAGACAGCCUGACUGCGGUGCUCUUUAAAUUCCUGCUUAAGCAGAGCAGAUUUGCACCACUGUGUUUUCAGCCCUCAUGGGCUUGAAAAAAAACCUUUUGCAUCUCAGCCUUUAAUGUCAGGCUGUAUAAGUUUUCUGCUUUUUUGAGGCAUAGUCACAAUUUUUGUCUUAAGGUGCAGUUGAAUUCAUGCCUUUGUAUUUCAGCUUGUCUUUGCCGUUGUCUUUUUUGGCUGUGCCUUCACACACAGUGCCUGCAAGAAGUAUUUAUGGAUAUACAAUGCAUGCUAAGUGGUCUUUAUGGGUUUUCCAGGCACCUGCUAGAAUACUGCCUGCUGCUGACCAUCCUGACUGUCAGCAGCAACUUGUCUUCCUUUUCUUGCCUUCCAUUGUCCGGGUACUGUACUCCCUCUAUGGUACGUGGCUGUCAACAGGUGCAAGCUCAAAUAUGGAGGCACGUGCUAGCGCCUGAUUUCUAGCACGGAAGGAGGAUGUUCUGCACAAGAGAUAAAUAUCUAUAGAUAUAUGUGCAUCUAUAUCUCUAGAUAUAAUUGUAUGGCACUUGCAGUUUUAUGCAGGCUGCAUAAGUAAACCCAUCACUUAACGCUUUAGGGCGAAGGUUCGCUCGACUUGUGUCAUUUUAAUAAUUGUGAAUGUAGGCAGCUGAGCUUUUGUGUUUGUGCAUCACAGAAUUUUACUGAAAACAGGAUUCCCAAGUGGAAAUGUCCAAAGGACUCUCCUCCCAUUGCUAAUGCAUGCCUUGUAAAAUUAAAUGAAACCGUUUGGCCAUCUCAAAACAGUUUAUAUCGUGUUUCAAUCUGGGACUUGGAGGAGAUUUCUAGUAUAAGCAGGGCCCAGCAUAUUCUGCAGAUUUGUGACUACAGUUUCCAACUUCUGUGACAGAAUUGCGCUUCUAAAUCCAAGCUCCUUAAAAGAGGAGGAAAAAAAGCAUUUCCAGCCUUSGUGAUUGAAAGAGGACUUUGAAACAUGCGAUUGUGUAAAAACAAUAGGGAAGUCUUCCUGAGUCUGCACACAGCCUAAACUAGUAGCUUUAAGAGAUCUGAAUAUCUCGUCUUGGUGGGAUAUUGACUCAGAAACUUCACAGAGAAGUUCAAAUAUGAACACUGCUAACUAUCUUAAUGCCGAUCACUGUAGCAGAAACAUCAGUCACUGUUGUAUUUCACAGAUCUCUAUGCUGCUUUCCACAUCUCCCAAGUGCCAAAAGCACCAGCUGCCAGAAUCUUCAGCUUCACUUGGGCAGCUUUUAUAAAUGCAGUAAUGUGCUAUCGAUAUAAAAAUAUUUUUGCAUAUGUGCUUUUUAUCACAGUUAAUAAAACGGAGGCCUACUGCACUUAUUUUUUAAAACUACAUGAAGCUGCCAGAGAAUUUCCAGUUUGCCAACCCUGCGUACUGUGAAAUCCAGGAUCUUGCUACACAAAUGUAGACACCGCCUGCUGUGGAAUACCUGAAGCCUUGACUGUAACACUCCUUUCUCCGCAGAACUCACAGGCCAUCUCUGUAGAGUUCUUACUGUGUACAUAGAAAUCGGUUUCCUCUGCUUUCCAGCAAGGAGUAUGUAGCAUUUUGUGAAAACAAGGCCACUGUAUAUUCUCUAAGUUGAAAGGAAAAGAUACCUGGUGCUUUACUCAACACGUUUAAGUUAUUUAACUGUUUCCCUCAUCGCUGAAAUGCCCUUUAUCCUUUUUCUCUUUGUUCCUGACUGAGAUAUCCAAAGUUUUCUAGGGACUGUCUGUUCAAAGUGAUUCAUGGGACACCACCCUGCCCCCACAAAUACUCCUGAAUCCUGGCCAACUCCUGGGGGAUAUUGUCAUUGCAAGGGGGUCCCAGAGUAUUUGCAUUGCUUUGAACAGAGUUUCUUCAACAGAACCAUUUUGUCUUCUGCUUAGUAAUUCUUAGCAGCGCACAACUGAAGUCUCUUGCUGGUGUUUUCUUCACGGUGAAACUCCAAGUUAUGUACAAACCUCUUCCGUUUCCAGCUUCCUCUAGGGAGAUUCCAGUGUGUGACAAUCUGGAUGUUGCCCUUUGUGUGCACUCUCCAGCAGGGAGUGAGYGCACCUGUUACCUAGAAAGUCUUGAAUCCUAAACAGGAUGAAACUGUUUGGGCAUUUAAAGACCAACCUGAUUAUGAUGCAUGACCAUGUCUGCAUUGCUUCUCUGAGCUAAUUAAUUGGGGUCUUGUUUCAGUUCCUGUCUACACGGUACACCUUCGACUGCUGACUUACAAUAUGCAAUGUUGUUUUCAGCCUUGUACUGUAAAUGUUGUUCUUCACAAAGAGAAUGUGCAAUAGGAAAAGGGAAUGGCGGGUGGCAUAAUUUUGAUGGAAAAAACAUGCUAGCUUUUUUAAAAAGAUGAAAAAAAAUAUUUGAAAUGCAGUUUAUUUCCUUUUUCCAUGUUGUUUUCUACUUGGAAAAGGAAACGUGAAGAUAUGUGCCUGUUUCUGUGCCUGGUGACUUUCUCAAAUGCAAAGGUAAUAGAGAUUUGUGUUAGCUGGAAUUUAAGUGUUGAACCCAUGAAUGUUAGGUUGUGAUUGUAUUGCUUCUGUUUCCUCAGCUUGCCGCAGUUAUGGCUUGCUGAGAUGGAGUUUAAAUGCUACCACCUAUUUGUAUCUGUAUUCCAUCACCUGGGAUAGGCAUUUCACCAACAGUGCAGGGUAUCUGUCGAUAUUUUGUUUAGUUUUUAAAACACUGGUGCUGUUUGGUCCAAGACAGAGAAGUGUGUAGGGAGUGACAGGAAAAGUUGCCUGCAUUGCAGAAGGGUGAAAAAUGUGGCUGCAGUAUUGAUGCCUUGACAUGAUUUAACUAUGCAAAUAUACAAAUAGGUGAGGGGGGRAAAUUCUUGGGUUGCAUACCUAAUCUCUUGGAUUUUGCUCUGUGAAUUACCUGUAUGUGUGUAGGUACAUACGUAUACACACAGACAUGCAUGCACAUAAAUAUGCAAAGUCUUGAUGUGGAAGUGAUGAAAUAAAACCCUUUCCUCCAAGUUAUACUUGAUCAGUUGGUGCAGAUAUAACUUGCUGCUGCUAAGGGAGGAUCUUAGCUAAGGGCAAACUUUGGUUUCAUAUCUUUCAGGUUUGAAGACCUGUAUGUAGCAAACACUCCGCUCAGCUUUUCUGAAGACUUUGAAUUGUAAUUUAGGACACAUCAUGCUCUGAUACUUUGGAGAUUCCUGUGUUUUAAACAACUGUAGUGGUGGGCAACUUUUUAAUUGCAAAUUAUUUCCUCUAAUUUGGGAACAAAAGAUGAUAAAAAGCAGCUGGACCUCUUGCCUGGAAUUCYUGUCCUGUUUAGUCAAUACCUUGAUAUUCUGGUUGACCUAGAAGUCAGAGCUACUGCAAUAACAGUGAYUGGUUUGGCAGUUUAAUCUGAGAAUAGUUUUUAACACUGUGUACAGUGUAUAGCAAGUGCUAUUUGUCUUUUCUUGGAAACAGGAAGUCAAGGAUGAGAUGUGAAACGAUUUGCCCACAAAAGGGCACAAAAAGUCACAAAAGGAAUCUCCUGGAUCUGGGACUGAAUGAGAGGUUCCAGUUCCCUGGUGUUAUCUCCAAAUCACUACGUUUUUGUCUUUUAAUACACUUGUCCCUUGAAGGAACUGGAAAAUAAGUUGACAUACCCUGAAGACCCCCAUCAGGACAGUAAGGGCUAGAAUUAAACAUACAAGCUGUCAUGAUUUGGGGUUGUACAUGUGYGGUGGGAAGGCCAGCACAGCACAUCCGUGUGAGUAACAGCAGCAAACGUGUGUCCUGCUCUGUUUGUUCACAUCAUCUGACAAAAUCAGUCUCGUUUGAUGCUCCUCUUAACUGAGGAGGGAGAAUACCAUUGUACAAUGCAGUGGGUUCAUCUUUGUUCCACCCGUCAGUGUGACUGACCAUUUCCUUCUUGUGGGGCUUUCUCCCUUUUUCGGUAAAUCAAAAUCUGGAGGGCUUAAUUGUUCUUUCUUGCCUCUUAAUCCAGGCCUUUGCAGAGAAGCACCAGAUAGGAAGGUUGUGGAAAACUUUGGACUGCUGAUUCAGGGAUAUCCUGUUAGGAUUUAGAAGAGUAGASUUAUACAACACAUGAGGGAUCUGACUAUUCCUGUUUCUCUUCUAAUUUAUGGUCAAGACUGCAGCUUCUGUCUUCCAUUUCAUGAUGUCAGUGUAGAUACUAGGCUGUGUUUUUUCAUUAUUUUCCCUCCAAGUUAGGAUUAGUUCCUUAGGGUUCAAAUAAGUUCUGAAUUUCACAGAGAAGCACCUGAACCAAAACCCUGGAUUCAAACAUCCCAGACUUGAUCUGGAAUUCAAAUCUGGAUCCCAACUCUGUGGCUUACUAACCUACCCGUUUGGGGAAGGGUUUGUUGUCUCUAUAUGGUGUUUGUGUUUUUGGUCCUUUGGAACUAAGCUUUUAAUUUGGUUGCCAGUUCUGCAAGGACUUUUUAACUUCUUAGCGAUGCCGGUGUUCACACGCUCCAUUGCUGGCAGUGCGAUGCGUAGUGAUAAAAUUUGACUCUGUCUAAGGGUUACUGAGAUAAACCAGCAUUAUCAUUCGUAAAGGUCAUUUUCUUGCAUAGUGUUCUGAGCUUAGUAUUUGAAUAUAGCUCGCACCUGAAAGGACACAUCUUCCAACUAUGACCUGCAUCACUGGCAGAGAGUUGUGUAAUCUGUACUUGUGGAAUGGGAAGGUACAAGCUUCCAUYGUUGCUGAUGCGUCGUGUAAUCCACCUAUUUUGUUUUUCUUAUACCUAUUGUUUGGUUAUUUAUUUUUUCUUUUUCAGUUUUAUAGAAAAAAAAAUGGGGAAGUUCAGGAUUUUUUCUACAAGGUAUAAAACUCCAAUGAAUUAGUGGUGACUAGAGAGCUGUGAAAAAUACUCCAUUAGGAGAUGAUGGGCUAAAUGUAGGUCCAUUUCUCUUAGACAAGUAGGAUAACCUUUAAGAUGCAUGGAACAACAUAAUAAUCGGGAAAACUAAAGCUGACAUUUGUUUCCAAGAAAUUCUGUGAGAACUAUCUAUGGAAAAGACAUCAGUGAUUGAGAAUAAUGUACAAAUUAAUGUGUUUGAAACUUGUGUAUCCAUUUCUUUAUUCUCAUACUCUUCAGUGAACGGUACACUUGUGUUCAGUUUUAUGAUCAAAAACAAAGACCAAAGAAGGCCAGCCUCAUUUGAUUGUGUAUAUUCUGCCUGUCUUAAUUAUCAAUAGCUGUAAGGAUACAGUGCAAGUGAUCUGGUAACCAGUGGUUCUCGUCCUUUUCUUUUAGGGGGAAAAACAAUUUUAAAAUGUAUAAUUUAUUGCUCAGCAAUAACCAUGUUGUUAAAAUAAUAAUAAUAAAAAAAGAAAUUAGCAACAUGUCUUAAUUUCCCAAUAGCAUUAUUCUAUGUUGUAUUUCAGUUUACUGUAUAUUGUAUUUUUGUAUUUAUUUGUGUUUGGAGGUCUUGCUAUGUCUUUUUGUGUUUAAAUGCUAAUAAACAAGGACAGUGUGUAA